Messenger RNA from Symbiodinium sp. CCMP2592, 6390 nucleotides. The record is from the annotation of a GenBank genome assembly. NCBI's taxonomy places the organism in Eukaryota, Dinophyceae, Suessiales, Symbiodiniaceae.
AUGUCCAGAGGGAAAAAGCGCGACGAGCCGAUGCCUGCUGAGGAUGUUUCGGUCCCGAGCAGUUCGGGGGAUGAAGGUGACCGGAGCCCUAAGCGCACGGGGCCGGCGCCAGAUGCACCUGUCACCCUCCGAGCGCUUCGUAGCAUCCUUGCGGAGCAGACCAAGCAGCUCACGGACUUGCAGGCCGGGGCGGUUGAUAAGGCAGUGCAUCGUUUGGAAAAAACCUUGGAAACGCGUUUGGCUGAAGUGGACUCGAGAGCUGAGCAAAUGGAUGCUCGUGUUGGGGCUUUGGAGAAGCAGAUUGAGGAGUUGCUCCAACAGGGUGCAGGUAUGCCAAAGUUCCAGGGUCUUGGAGGUGAUGAUGGGGCAAGACGGGCAAGGACCCUUGUGUAUGGGGGAUGGCCCCGGGAGAGUCGCAGAAAGGUCAUCUUGCAGGAGCUCCAGGAACACCUUGAUACCUUGGGUGUCGCUUCUCUUGUUGAUCAUGAACCGUUCACAACAGGGGCGAGACGGAGCAUGGCUUUGUCGGGCUUUCAGCAAAGGGCUGGUGAGAGCUUCCAGGACAUGCGAUCCCGCAUGCACAAAAUCGUGCUUGCAUUUAGCUCGGGCAACAUCACCAAUAAGCAGGGAGGACGGAUUUGGUGCAGUUAUUCGAAAAGCAAAGCCGAGCGCGAGAAAGGAUCGCAUGCAGGGUGGGUGAAGCGAGCUUCGGCGAGUUUGCUUGAUAUCACGGAGGUCAACCUGGACAUCGAGUGGCAGACCGGAUCGGUAUGGUGCGAAGACGCCCUGGUGGCUUCCUCGGACCUUCCUGUGCCGCCUGGCACGGAUAUGCGAGGGGUCAUUGUUCGUGAAGAUCAAGAUGCCAAACCAUGGGUUUCCUUCAAGUUGCUUGCGGCAGGGCUCAAACAGAAGGAGAAAGAGGCUGAAGACUGUGACAGCGAGCUCAGGGUUCUCGGCUGGAACCUCGGAGGUGUGGAGGUCCAAGACCUUCCGCGCACCAUUGCAGAUGCCGCCCCUUUGCGGAUGGAAAAGGACUCCUUGCUGCUCCUUCAGGAAUAUCCCAGGGGAGUGCAGGGGUGGGCGGUCGAGAAGCAUGGUAGUUGGACAGUGGUCACUCACAGGCAUGGGGAAGCAUGGCGAGGGUCAGGGCUGAUGUAUUGUGCUGAUGCGUGGUGUUUGACCAGACGGGUUUGCACUGCCAAAGGAACUUGGUUCAGGCUGCGAUCUAUCUCAGCUUCGGAGGAUGUCUUGUGGGUCGGCACGGCGCACCUCACCCCGGGGUCUACGGUGGCUGUGUUCGAGUCGGAGGUUGAAGAUCACUUUCAGGCGUUGCCCGCUAGUGCCAAACGGGUCGUUUUUCAAGGUGAUGUCAACACGCCUUUCCAGUGGAUUCAAGAACGUGCUUCAGUUACGGCGGUUGCUCGUGAGGGAAAAGGGGGUCUGCUACAGAAAGCGCUUCAUGACAAGGGUCUGGUGAUGAUUGCUCCAGUGGAGGGGCAGCUCUCCACUCCGACAUGUCGCCCUCGUCAAGCCGGGCGCACAGGACAGCACAUCGAUAUCUUUGCGAGUAAAGGGUUGCAUGCGAAUGGCACUCACAUCCAUGUGGACUCCUACCUUGCGGGGGGAACCGAUCAUGAGCUCCUACAUGGCUGUUUUCGCUCUACGUGGUGCCGCAGAAUUCCUAGACGGUGUACAAGGGCUAGGGUCGUUUGUGGGACCUUUGGGAUUGUGAACCACAUUGAUCAGCCCACAUUGGCGGAUUUUGCGUCCACCCAUACCAAGCCAGCCCCCAGCCGGGCCUACAGGGACCCGCCCGAAGUACGAGAGCUGUUCAAGAAGGCUAAACAAAGGGGUACACCUGCUCUUUGGAAGGCGGCGCUCAAGGCGAGGAAGGUUGCACGGAAGGCGUGGGAGGCCGAGCGACUGCAGAGGGCUGCGGGGGGCGACUGGGACGCCAUCAGGGAAGUCAAAGGGGCGCGAAAUGAGGGUUGGGACGUGGAGUUUGCACUUCAUCAGCAAGGUGACCCUCAUGAAGCGAUUCACCGGCACUUUCAAGGGGUCGAUUCGAGUCAUCGCCGGGAUCCCGUUGUCCAUCGGUCUGAUGAAGAGGUCCGAGGGUUCACUAUUGAGGAGCUAUGGGUCGGAAUAAGGCAGCUCAAGGGGCGCAAGGCGGCCGGAAAGGACUUCACGUCCAGGGAACUCCUCGAAGGGAUCUGUCAUGCGGAGGGCGGGGCGGAGCAUGUGGUUGAAUUCUUCAAUCGCGUUUUGGUUUCGCAAGAGGUGCCCACCGAGUGGAACGAGCCACUCCUCGUGAUGCUCCCUAAGGUCUUGCACCCGCGGUGCCCUCGUGAACUUCGUCCGAUUGCACUGGGGUCCUCAGUGGGGAAACUUUUCAGCCGCCUUCUGCUUAAUCGUUGUCUUGAGAAGAUCCAGCUUCAAUAUCCUCCUCAAUGUGCAGGGGUACAUCGUCAAACCAAUGACUUUACCUACUCCUUGAUCCGGCUUUUUGAAUUAGAACGUGAGUGGCAGGGGGGUAUGGCGGCGCUUAAGGUGGAUAUCAGUCGUGCCUUUGACGAUGUUGACAGGGAUGUGUUGGUGGCAAAGUUGGCUCAGAAACUGGGUCCGGGACCAGAGCUCCAGUGCUGGAAAAGCCUCCUGGCCAACAACGCGGCCACCCUCUCUACGCCCUUUGGAGAGUCUACCAUCAACAUUGGGAAGGGAAUCAAGCAGGGUGGGAUCGAAAGUCCAGCCUUCUUCUCGAUGCUCAUGGAACUUGCAGUCCGAGAUGCUGAAGUUGAGUAUGACUGGAUGCAGAGGCAGCGCCUCUACCCCGACCUCUCCUGCCCCGAUGCUGCCCUCUUCAUGGAUGAUGGUGUGUUGUGGACCCUGGGUACUAAGGCGUUGCAGCAGCGUGUGUCUGAACUGUCCAGGGUACUUCUGAGGUACGGCUUGAAGGUGAAUCUCGCGAAGUGUCAGUUAUACUGCGCCCCGUGCUGCCCUGGACCGCCGCUCCUUCGAGUUGAGGGUCAAGUUCUACACGCGAGCGACCACCUCUGUGAUGGGUGCCGCGCGAAGUUCUGGGAGAUCCGGCAUAUCCUACGGGCUCAGGGAGGUACUGGCAAUUUGCUGGGCAUCGUGCAAGGGCUGCAGACCGUCCGCAUCCAUGACUUUCACACGGUCAUGUUACUUCAUAUGGUGGUACCUGGGGAUUGGGCCUGCCGGCGACUGGCGUGGUGGGAGAACCAGUCCUUCCUGGUAAUGGACCGGCGCAAGAACCUCAAGGUCGGCCUCAUUGACUCUGCUGUUGGCGACUCUGAGGUAUCGUCUUUCAUGCAGCAGGCCUACACAAGUGUGCAGCCCUUGCGCUACGGGAUCUGCUCCGCUCUGCCACUUCGGAAUGCCUGCAAUGGGCUCAAGGGGUCUUUACGGAUCUACACGGCGGAGACAGGGGAUCGGGAUGAGGUGCAGCAUGGAACUGUGGAUGAUGAUGAAGAAGAUGCUUUGUCGGUCUUCUCGGUCAAACUGAUGCUGUUUACUCCUACUCUGGCAGCUGGCUUCGAUGAACCCUUUGGUGGAGGGCCUGUGCCUCAAUGGUGGUGGGACAUGAUUGAUGACGUCAGAGGGCUGAUGGACAGAGGGAGGGAUGGAAAGGACCUCUCACGUCGCUUACACCACCGGCUACGCAUGGAUGACGACAACCGCUUCAUUGAAGACACCCUGCUGUAUGUCAACGGGUUGAGCCGGGCGCUGCACAUCCACCAGCCUAUACCACUGGACCCAGCUCAGGCAUUGCCUGUGCCUCAUGACGAAGAGUGCGAGGACAUAGUGGAUGCCAUCAUCCGGAGGCUUAAGCGGAAGUGGUUGUGGGCUAUCUGCCCCAUUGCCAUGCAGAAUCAACGUGAGGAAGAAUGGUUCCUAAAUGCGGGUUAUGGUCAUGUGGAGCUCUCGGUCGCCCUCCGGGACGCAGAGGCAGAGGAAAGGAGGGGGCUGUCGCGUUCUCGCUCCCCACAUCGACGUGUUCGGGAACAAUGGUUGGCGGAAGAGGUGACUGAGAUGGAGGAGGAUGCGAACUUGGAGGCCGACACCUCUAGCCUGAUGGACGUCAGGGGUGGACGAGGAAGGGAUGGCAGAUCCAGAUCUAUGGGCUGUGGGGGAGGCAUGCUGGUCCACGUCGCCACAGGGAUGGGCCUGCCAACCGCCGUCGGGUCCUGGAACGGCGACCAGUACACAUCCGGCCUGCCCCAUCGGACGCACAUGGUGGAGGAAGGUGGAGGGAUCCAAAUCGGAAUCCACGUUUGCGGGAAUCUGCUCGGUCGACCCCUCGGAUCAGAUAUCCUGGGUCCCAGUGCCAGCACCGGGCCCAGCAUUGAUGUCACCGACGCGAUGGAGUUUUGGCGGCGACACAUUCUGGUUCCCGAAGGCAGUGAUGGACUCCCUGUGUCCCAUGGUGGUCCUAUCAUUGAAAAUGCCAGGUACAGGCAUGUGCUGAUGUUGCUCAGGGACAGGUCUGAAGCCGACCGGGCCGUCCUCAGCAUCGGGGUUGUCAGUUUUAUCAGAGCCAUCAUGGUGGAGUUAGGCGAGCUUUGUCACGAAGCCUGCCUGCAGAUGGUGGACCUCGCUGAACGUGAACCUGAACCAGAGGCGGACACGGUCGAGGUGCCGGUCGAGGAGGAUGAAGCCGGCUUUAUGCAGACGACACUGGAUGGCAUCAAACGGGACUCCAUCCACGAGAAGUGGCAACGGCUCCUGACGCGCCUGCAGAGCGAGCUGGCUGGGCAAGAAGAAGUGACGCGAGGGCAUCAUGUAAACUGUCUUUUGGGGCAUGUUCGACGCCUGGGGCCUAUGCCAGAGGAUGGACCUGCUGCUCAGCUCCAGGCUCUUUUACUGGCCAUGGCUGAGCCCCAUGUGGCUGCGGGGAGUUCGGGGAACGAUGGCUGUGACUGUUGGACAUCAGUUUGGAUCAGUUCGUUGGCCUCUCAUGUACCGGGGCUGCGGAUGGAGCCGGAGAACAUCCUCAAUGACUCCCUCGAUGAAAGGGCCCUCUUGGCGGCCGCUGAAGAAGCUGAAGGGCAACUGCGGGGGCACACGGAGGAGACGAGGCUGGACUCGGAUGCCACAGCCGAGUACUACUUCAUGAAGGCACAGGAGCAGGCGGUCCUCCAACACCAGGCGUCUAACUACCGUGACUGGGAACAAUGGGAAAUGGACAGAGCUCUUGCCAGGCACGUCGAGUCCGAGCAGCGAGCCCGUCAGAUUGUGGUUCAGGUCUCUGCAAAGGUGACUACGUCUGGGAGUUCGACAGGGCCUGGCCUGGGCCGGGAAUGGCGUAUGGAGGUCCCUUCUUCCGGGAGCCUGGACCUGGCAAUCCGAGUGACUACGGAAAGUAUGACCGACCCGGAUGAAGUCGCUACGCAACUUACGCCGGACACCAAACGCCGUUGUCGUGACCUACAGGUUCGCGCACGUCAAGAGGCUGACGCUGAACCGCAACUGGAUUACGGACAGUAUGCGCAGCUGUACGAAAGAUGGUUGGGCGGACUUCUCAACGACAAGCAGGUGGUGAACUUAUACGGGAAGGCGCUCCUGGGCUACUUUGAAGCCCAAUUCGCCACGACUGAAGGGGUGCCUGCCAGACCUCUACCAGUGUCUCAAGACGACUCUCCCGACGAUGAGCUUAUGCUGGGUCCCCUUGGAUAUGGUGAAUAUGAACGUGCAUACGGGCUCUGGAAAGAUGGGUGGCUCAAGGAGACACAGAUCAUGAACAAGCAUGGCCUCGCGGUCCUCAACAUCAUGACCGCCCAGAGGGUUAAUGGCGAGCUUCCACCUACACGUCCGGGGCCAGAUGGAGGGAUGGUCAUCGACAUUCCACUGCAGGGUGUUCCUCCACACGAGCCUCCGCCAGUCCAGGGAUGGGGUCAUCUACAAGCUGCCGAAGGGGUUAUGGAACUCAGUGAGUCGGGCCACUCGGUGGAGGUGGUUGCUACGGGGCUUGUGGCUGACCCUCCAGCGACGCAGUUGUCUACAGGUUUGGACGACGAUUCUGGGGACACGUCCAGUGGGGUUGUGCCGCCUCGUGAUCUCUAUGCAGAAGUACAUGAACGCGCCGGGGCUUCGGCCGAGGUGGUGGCGGAGUUGCGGCGGAGGGUCGAAGAGCUCGAAGGCCAGCUGAUGCAAGCUCGUCCCAUGGCGCAGCCGAUCACCCAGUUUUCUUUCAGCGACGAGGGUGUGAAGUGCAAGGCGGGUCUGCUCCGUUGUCAACACGACUACUACUUGUACGACGACGCCGGUGAGGACUACGACUACGACUUCCACUGCGACUACCUAGCACUAGUAUACUCUGCACUAACCACCUCCAUCGCGACAACGAGGAGAACUUUGACUACCACCUGA